Molecule: messenger RNA, 5722 nt
Organism: Scomber scombrus (Atlantic mackerel)
Lineage: Eukaryota; Metazoa; Chordata; Actinopteri; Scombriformes; Scombridae
Gene: b3gnt2b
Product: UDP-GlcNAc:betaGal beta-1,3-N-acetylglucosaminyltransferase 2b
Exons: 3
Coding region: 442-1635 (397 amino acids)
Cellular component (GO): membrane
Molecular function (GO): hexosyltransferase activity
Source: RefSeq, a predicted model, not a curated record
UCAGCUCACGACGUUCAGACGCCGACAUUAAAAAAAAAAAAGACACAUGGAUUUAUUUAACUUUUCCGCUGUUCCUGGACUCACUUGUUGGGGCUAAAAGCAGGCAGGGCGGCUUCAAAGCAGCCGAGUAGAUUUACUCACCCAGGAGCAGUUUCUGUGAAGAGGACGCUACGUGUGUUUUUUUUAAUUAUCGACGACCAUCAAACAGCUCCGAGGAGUGAGCUAACCUGCUCAGCAAAAAGGUGCAACCCCCACCCUUCCUCCUCCUCCCCCUGUCAGCUUCCUCCCUUCCUGAUCCCUUCUCCCCAUUGGUCCUUGUUCCCACCAGGGCGUGGCUAAGUAUGGGGUAAGAGUGCCGACGGGAGACACAAAGAGAACAAGCACACGAGCGGCGCGGAGGCCCACUCACCUGCACAGGUGGUGACGGGUGCAGGAACUGUCAUGGCGCUGAUGCGAAGGAGGCUGAAGCUCGGGGUGACAGUGAUGAUGAUCAACGUCUUCCUCUUCAUCAUCAUCUCCCGACACAGCAGCCAGGACAAAAACGGGCGUCACAAGAUCGUCAUUCCUCCCAAACCGUUCUGGACCAAACUGGUACUCAGCUCGUCUUACUGGAACCGCCAGCAGCAGAUUCUGGACUUAAAGAAUAAUCCAAUCCUGCUGGCGAACUUCAGCGUCUCAGACUUGCCUGACUGGCUUACUGAUCACAAUAUGACCUCUGACCCCUGCCAGCCUGACUUGAGGGUUACCACUCAGGUGAAAGACUACAACUCGCUACCGAACCGCUUUAAGGACUUCCUGCUUUACAUGCGCUGCCGCUCUUACCCGAUCAUGGUGGACCAGCCUAACAUCUGUAAGGAGCCGCCGUUCCUGCUUCUGGCCGUUAAAUCGCUCGCGCCGCAUUUCGACCGCCGUCAGGCCAUCCGUCAGUCCUGGGGACGGGCGGGUGUCAUGGCCAAUCAGUCGGUGGUUACUAUCUUUCUUCUUGGGAACGCCACAGCGGGGGAUCACCACCCGGAUCUGUCCGAGAUGCUGCGCUACGAGAGCGAACGCCACAAAGACAUCAUCCAGUGGGAUUACAGGGACUCAUUCUUCAACUUGACUGUCAAAGAAGUCCUGUUCCUGGAGUGGAUACAGACCCGCUGUCCCGGCGCUCGCUUCAUCUUCAAAGGUGACGACGACGUCUUUGUCAACACGUAUCGCAUCCUGGACUUCCUCAAGGGCCUCUCGCCGUCCAAGGCCAGGGAUCUGUUCGUGGGUGACGUGAUCACCAACGCCGGUCCACACCGAGACAAGAAAGUCAAAUACUUCAUCCCAGAGAGCAUGUACAAGGGGGCGUACCCUCCGUACGCAGGAGGAGGCGGGUACCUUUAUUCUGGUGACAUCGCUGCUCGUCUGCAUAAUGCGUCGCGAAAAGUGGCGCUCUACCCGAUAGAUGACGUCUACACAGGUAUGUGUAUGAGGAAGAUCGGGCUUUCUCCAGAGAAGCACAAAGGCUUCAGGACAUUUAACAUAGAGGAGAAGUACAGGGCGAACCCAUGCGCCUACAAGAGCUUGAUGCUCGUUCACCCGAGGACCCCGCAGGAGAUAAUCCAGAUCUGGGCCUGGCUCAGUAGUCCUGACCUGAACUGCCAGUGAUGGCUCCACAGCAGCCAGUGUGGGACGGACUUAAAUGACCCCUGGAGAUGAGGGUUGUUCCAAAAGGUCAAAGUUAGAAAUAUUUAAUGUUGAACAGGGUCGUGACUUUAAAGUUGGCAGCUUUAAGUUAUUGCAAUGGUCACUUGAAGCCUCGUCUUGGUGCGACUUGAUGCAUCAUGUACUCCUGAAAACAAAGACGCGCUCAUAUCACGUUUAGCUACAGUUUCCAGAGUGGCCACCAUAGUAUUUUGACUCGAUGUCUGUCAGACUUCCACAGAUGAGCUAAUAACCUGCAUUACAGUCUGUCGAAUGAGCUUCACCCAAUGUGACCGUGUCUGUCUGUCUUUGCGUGCACAUAUUUAUAUCACAACUAUUUAUAUGGCCUUUAUAAUGCUUUAACACUGUGUGUCGGCUCCAUUACGGAGCGUCUCAAUGCUGUAUUAUAGAGAUAAGGAGACUAAUGACUGGGGCGUGUUCAUCUGGGGCUCUGUUUGUUGUUUGGGUUAAGGGAAAAGACGCUGUGUCGUCAGUUAUUAACAGUGAGGACGGAAAAAACAGUUGUUGAGAAUCUGAACUUAAAUCAAAGAGUGAGACAUACAUUUUAUGGCUGCUAACUCUAGAGGAGCUUCCUGGUGAACACAUCCUGGUAACUGUUGCUGGAGGCUUAGUUUGUGCUGCUAUUCCCAUCUACACUCCUUAAAGUAUUUACACGUGACUCGCUCCACCUCAAACUCAACCAGUUUCUCCUCCAUAAAGACUUGAGAGAAGUGUAAAAAAAAUCCAGAUACUUAUUAUAGUUUCUCUGUUGCAUUAUCUGUGCUGUCUGUUAUGUUUGGACAAAACUUGUAAUCAUUGUAAAAGCUUUGAAAUGGUGUGUUUUUUGGGUGGGGCGAACACACACUUUGCUUUCAGGAAACUGGAGGAAUAGGAGCCCGGCGGGUCUGGGUAAGGUCCUUACAUGGAUGGAGAGAAAUCCAAAUGCUGUCUUAAUGUCGCUUCAGGUUUUCACUUUUACACAAAAAAAAAAAAAAGGAAAAAAAAAAAAACAAACGCUCAUGUAAAACCUGAAGUGCUUUUUUCCCCCAGAGAGAUUAUAUUUCAAGCUGCUAGAGUAGCGCUUCUGUCUAAAAUACUCAUCAUUACUCGCCUCAUGUGUCUGGUAGACACUGUUAAAUGUUGCUUUAAUGUGAUAUCAGUCAGACAGUUAAGACGCCUAAAGCUUUUUGUUGCUUGACAAAUUGUCUCUGAAAAGUUCACUGAUCACAUUCAAGGCUUCAUUUCAUAAUGUUACAUAUCCCUUUUUUUUUUGGAGGAAAAGAUCGGAGAUGGUGUAUUUCUUUUAUUUAAAAAAAUGUUAAUUCAUGAAGAACUCUCUCUAAUUUAAGAGGCUCCCAUUAUAUUCAGGAAUUUAUUGUUACCUUCUUUCUAGACCGUGUUCAGGAGAUGGGGAAGGGUUUUAGAGAAAAUGGUGGAUGGCUCAUUUCGGAAGCAUUAUUUGAUAUAUUUGAAGGUUAAUGCUCAGCUCACUACUGUAUCGCUUUAGCACAAAAAAAUUGGUGUGACUUCUUUGUGCUCACUUUAUGAAAGAAAUGCUGUGCAUUGACUCUGCGUUAUUGUAAGAAAUAUGUUCCUUUUUUCAGCUGGAUGUGAGUCUCAGACACUUAUCAAGGGUGACACAUGCUGGUUACACGUUUUGUUGUUGUUGUUUUUGGAAAGCUCAGAGCCUGACGGAAAAGCUCGGGGAAGAGUAUUACAUUGAAUGUCAGAUCUUUACCUAGGUCUAAGGGUCAGUCCACUUUGAUUCAUGUAAUUGAUUUCAGCUCAAGAAGUGGAUUUUUUCAGUAUUUUACACUCAGAAUGUCACUGGACCCUGAUCCGUGAAGUCAACACUGAAAAUAAGUCGUAUGAAUGUCGGUUUCAGACUUUAAAAUUGACCCUGAACCUGAACUUACAUCAUUCACGCUCCUACUCCUCCUCUGUCAGAGCUCCCCCUGCUGGUCAGGGAGGACAUCUUUAAAGUGUGUGAGACUCAGAGCUUUAUACAGACACUGGUAACUCCAAUGGCUCGUUUAUUUAUACAUAUUUUUAAGCAUCCGUUCAUUAUGUUGGCCUUUGACUCCUCAGAUUCCCCACAUCAUCACUCACAGAAACUUUUCUCUGCUUUUCACUGUUUUAUAAAAAGCUCCUCAUGGCAACAUCAAAACUUUUUUUUAAAUCUAGACAAUCACAGCAAGGUUAUAAAAGUAUAAUUUUGUACUGUUUUUUUGUGGGAUUACCACCUGAUAGACACUAUUUGAAUUGCUCAUGUGGUAGUAUCAGUCUAUCUCCGAGUGGGAUUCAACAAACGCUAAGAAAAGGAGAGAGAGAGAUGAAAUAGGAGCUGAGGGCUGAGUGGAGCUAAUUACAUACUUAAUUAAAGAAAUAUUUAAUUGGUCUCACUGUGGGGUCGUUUAUCCUCAAUAUGUUCACCCCUCAUAUCCUGAAUUGUAGGUUUUGUUUUGUUUUGUUUCCGUCACUGCAGAGUUUGUGGCUACUUGAAAUGUUUACAUGUCUUCGUAAAAAGUCACCAUCACUUAUUUUUUUAUAAUUGGUACUCCUGUCUGAUGAUUGGCUGUGUGUGUGUGUGUGUGUGUGUUUGUGGCAGAGGGGUUGGGGUGGGGUAUUUUUCCAGGUCUAGGGCUAAUAAGCAACUUCCUCCUCCUUUUUUUUUGUUUUUUUAUUUUGAAUUUAAACUUUCAGCCGUUACCGCGCUUUAUUUUUGUAAAUUUUUGUUUCACUGUUAGAUGCACAUGUUCACUGUGUUUUUUUGUUUCAUAGUUUCUCCGGUCUUAGUUGCCAAUAUGUGUAUUUUUUUUGUCUGAUCUUCUGUGAACCAGUGGGUAAAAUAUAAACAUUAUUAUUUAUUUAUUAUAAUUUAUAUGCAUUUAAAGACCGUGUAAAGUGACAUUUUCUAAUAAAAAUAUUAAAUAGGUCAUAAAUGUAUUUCUAAAAAAGGUGUAAAAAGCAAUUCAACCAUUUAGAUUUGAAUUGUGAAGUUAGGCUUCAGAAACUGUGUUUCAAGAUUUCUGUGUCUGGAUUUAAUGGGCGGGUCUUAAAAUCACCACCGCGUUUACCAAUAGCACGGUUACACACCGGAGCAUAAACCCGCCCCUGCUGCUGUAGGUAUGAAUACAUUCAGCGCACACUACUACUACUACUACUACUACAGUUAGCCAGUUAGCUGCCGAGCUAGCAGCUGAGUUGUUGUUUUUUUAAUAAAGCUUUUUUGUUCAACAAUCAUCAUUUACAGAAACAACAUUUUUUGAAACAGUAGUUCUCAGACCUAGCGUCCAUGUUUCUGGUAGAGGCGGUGACUUUGAUAGGUGACACUUGGUAGGGGGCGGGGUUUCAGCGGACUCGAUGGGCACUCCCACAGCGUUUGGGAGAAGAGAAAAAAGGCAGACUUUUACACAACUUUGAAGCCUAAUUUCAUAUAUUUGGCAGGGUGGUUAACAACACACUUUUCUGUGAUAUGUCAAACUCAGAACACAUAUUUAUUCUUACUUUACACAGACUUUAAAUGUCACAAUAGCUUCAGGGUGAUGAAUCAGUUCAACCCCAGGGUCAAAAUAUUGAAUAAAACCUAAGUAGGGGAGGAGUUGAGGAGUUAUCAUGUCAUAAAAAUCCCUCAAUUUGCCCAACAAACAGGAUUUGGUCAAUUAUUUGGCUAUUAUUAGAUAAAAUCUUCAAACAAAUUGUUAUUUCUUUUAUUUUUUGUAUUUGUUUCAUGAGACAUCAACUCAAACAUACAACCUUUAAUUUUUUUUACCGUACAUCUCUGCAUUAAAUCUCCUGUUAACACGUUAACGUCAGAGAACCCGUUGUUACUGUUAUACAACACCUGCACUAGAGUCAGAUGAUCACCAAAUCUGUGCCUGAUGUUUGUAUGUAAUGUAUGUGUGUAUGAGACUAUCCUUCAACCAUGUUAAGUGUGAUCCCUUUUUUUUUUUAUUACCUAGAAUGACUUGAUUAAAUAAAGUUAUAUUUUGCUGUUUUUUGUAUAUACUGUUCAAUGCAUUUUUAUUGUAAGACAAAUAAAUUAUGUGAA